Messenger RNA from Kazachstania africana CBS 2517, 837 nucleotides. RefSeq lists its product as uncharacterized. Bases 1 to 837 code for a protein of 278 amino acids. The transcript has a single exon. The record is from RefSeq and is a predicted model, not a curated record. Lineage: Eukaryota; Fungi; Ascomycota; Saccharomycetes; Saccharomycetales; Saccharomycetaceae.
AUGCUACCAGCUAAGACCCUCACUUUUUUUUCAACACUCAUUGCUCUAGCAUCGGCCACUCUACAUUAUCCAGACGUACCUUUUGGGAAUGGCACCAGGCCAGACGCCGCAGUUUACAACGUUCUUCGUUGCCUUCAAAUAGUUGGUAUAGCUAACUCGACAAUGGUCGGGAUGGCAACAGACGGGUUUUAUCAUUUGAAGUAUAAUAACUCGUCGCAGGCAAAAGACGCUAUGCUACAGGGCCUAACUGGAUGUACGUCGCUCUACGGACCAAAUGACAUGUGGGCGAGUACAGCUAGCGAUUACUACGAUAACGACGUGCAGUACUACGGUACUAUAGGUGAUUUAAUCACGAGUACUCCCGGCCUACCGGCUCCAGGCAGGUAUCAACCCUCAACGCUAAGCAAAACAGAGGCAACCAUCAGUAACGACACAGUGGUGAGAAGAGGCCAAGUGCAGGGGUAUUAUUAUGGUCUCAUGGCAGAAGAUAAAAGCUGUACCAACCAUGAGUUAUUCGUUGACGCCACCGACAUGUGCCAAGACAAUAACAUGAACUCAUUCGCGUCAUAUGUUGUCGAAAACCCCAAUAUCGUAACUCUCUACUACGAAUCCUGGCCUCACCAUAGAUGUUCUAAAGGUGACUCAAGGACCUUUUCCGUCCCAUCCAAAUCGAAGACAGCGUGCACUAAGCGCAAAGCUUAUUCGUGGUUCGGGACACUAUCAGGAGAUUCAUGCUAUACCUCAGAAUCGAAGCGGGUAGCGUGCGCGGCAUCAAACAUAGAUGAGUGGAACGCCGCUUUUAAGCUGAAUAAUAUCAUAGCUCAAGGCAAGUUUUGA